AUGUCGUCUUCUCACAUGGACAUGGACGAUCCGGAGACCCUCCUCGAGGGCUCCCAAAAGACCCCAAAGAAGACACCCAAGAAGCCCCUCCAAUAUCCCGCCGACAUCCCUCGCCUCACUCGGUUCGGUCGCGGCACGUACGGCGUCAAGACUGGCCCCCUUCCAGAUGGAACUGACUGGUCUAAGCUCUCCGUCGACAUCAUCAAGGAGCAGCUCAUGAUGCGCAACGUCCCCACCGACGGCCGGAAGCAGGUCCUCGUCAACCGCCUGCAGAACUGGCAGACCUACUACGACGGCCAGACAGUCGACGUCCGCCCCGUCGCCGAGGGCUUUGAUCCCGCCGACGAGGGCGCCAGCUCCACCCCCAAGAGCACGAAGAAGCAACGCAACGGCGUCCCUGUCAACGACCAUAGACACAUCAUGUCCACCAAGAAGGCCAUGACCCAGCGCAUGUACAUCAUCAAGCAGUACACCAACGACGAGUGGGGCAACCCGAAUCGGCUCUCGCUCGCUGUCCGUGGAGCCGGCGACGACAUGUACACCGUCACUAUUGCGCAUGAGACGUCGUGCACUUAUGUCCUUACGCACGUCUUGCGCGCUCCUGCCGAGAUCCUCCCUCAGAGAAGGAUCUCCGACGACGAGCUCGCCACGAUCUUUGCUCGUGCCCCAAAGAUCCGCCCUACCCAGGCCGAGAUCGACAACGACCCCGCCUUCAAGGAUGGCGUUCCCAAGUCCAAGGAGGGCAAAGACUGCAUCGUCUGCUACCAGGCGUUCGGCGACUUGGAGACGGUAUGCUGCGGUACUUGCGGCCACUACGCCCACACCGGAUGCUUCGCCACAUUCGCACGCGAGAGCAGCGGCUGGGGUACCAAGUGCCCUACCUGCCAGGCCAAGUGGAACCCCGCUGGCAAGUCGGAGCAGGAUGUUUGA
Colletotrichum chrysophilum is the source of this 930-nucleotide messenger RNA. RefSeq lists its product as uncharacterized. The record is from RefSeq and is a predicted model, not a curated record. NCBI's taxonomy places the organism in Eukaryota, Fungi, Ascomycota, Sordariomycetes, Glomerellales, Glomerellaceae. Gene Ontology annotation, molecular function: ubiquitin protein ligase activity. The coding region runs from base 1 to 930 and encodes 309 amino acids. The transcript is spliced from 2 exons.